CCCCAGGCAACGGGGCUCAACAGUUCGGCCGCGCGGUUGGUGCAGCCCCGGCGCCGCCGCCGCUCCCAUGUGCUCGGCCGAGGUGGACGCGCACGUAGCGCAGCGGUUCCUGCUGAAGCGGCGGCUCGGGAAGGGGGCCUAUGGGAUCGUGUGGAAGGCGGUGGACCGGAGGACUGGCGAGGUCGUGGCCAUCAAGAAAAUCUUCGAUGCCUUCAGGGACAGGACCGAUGCCCAGAGAACGUUCCGGGAAGUCACGCUGCUCCAGGAAUUUGGGGACCAUCCAAACAUCGUUAGGUUCCUGGAUGUGAUCCGGGCGGAGAAUGACAGGGACCUAUACCUGGUGCUUGAGUUCAUGGACACGGACCUGAACGCUGUCAUCGCCAAGGGCUCGCUGCUCAAGGACGUGCACAAGCGCUACAUCUUCUACCAGCUGCUGCGGGCCGCCCGCUUCCUGCACGCCGGCCGCGUCAUCCACCGGGACCUGAAGCCAUCCAACGUCCUCCUGGACGCCCGCUGCCUGGUGAAGCUCUGCGACUUCGGCCUCGCGCGCUCGCUGGGCGGCCUCCCCGAGGGCCCGGAGGGCCAGGCCCUGACGGAGUACGUGGCCACGCGCUGGUACCGGGCUCCGGAGGUGCUGCUGUCCUCCAGCUGGUACACGCCGGGGGUGGACAUGUGGAGCCUGGGCUGCAUCCUGGGCGAGAUGCUCCGGGGGAAGCCCCUGUUCCCCGGCAGGUCCACCCUCCACCAGCUGGAGCUGAUCCUGCAGACCGUGCCCCCGCCCGCCCCGGAGGACCUCCUGGCUUUCGGCUCAGGCUAUGGGGCCUCCGUCCUGCAGCACCUGGGGGCCGGGCCCCGGCAGGAGCUGGACACCCUCCUGCCCCCGGACACGCCCCCCGAGGCCCUGGACCUCCUCCGGCGGCUCCUGGUGUUCGCCCCCGGCCAGCGGCUGAGCGCGGCGCAGGCCCUGCAGCACCCCUACGUGCAGAGGUUCCACUGCCCGGCCCGCGAGUGGGCGCUGGAGGCGGAGAUGCGGCUCCCGGUGCCGGAAGGAGUCCAGCUGUCGGCCCCCGAGUACCGCAGCCGCCUCUACCAGAUGAUCCUGGAGCGCAGGGCCGGCGGCCGCGCCCCCAGAGAGACGGGCCAGGGGGACGCGCCGGUGCCGCCCGCGGGGGCCCCGGGGGCGGAGCUCGGCGCCUCCCGGGCCCAGGCGUGCGCGCCCCAACCCGGAGCCGCGCCCCCGCCGCCCGCGCAGGACCGCGGACUCGGCCCGGCGCACGGCGCCCCCCGCGGAGCCCAGAGCCCCAGGCAGCACUCGGCGCCCCCGCUCCAGCCUCCGCCCCCGAGAGGCGGGGGGAGCGGUGAGAGGCCCCCCGGGGCGGCGGCGGAGCCCCCCUCGUGGGCGAAGCCCGGCGCGCACGCAGCGCCCUCCCUGGCCGCGCAGGCCGCCGCGCAGGGGGCCGUCCAGGCUCUGGUCCGGAGCCACCGGGACCCCGGCCGCGGGGCGAGGGCGGCCAGCGCGCCACGGGUCCCCCUGGCGCGACCCGCGGAGGCCCGGCCGGGCCGCAGGAUGUUCAGCGCCGCGGCCUCGCAGGGGGCGCAGGGGGCCGCACGGGCCGCGCUCGGGGGCUACUCCCAGGCCUACGGCACCGUCUGCCGCUCGGCGCUGGGCCGCCUGCCCCUGCUCCCUGGACACCACGUGUGAGCCUCUCUCCCUGCCCGCUCCCCCGCCCCGCGCCCCAGGACUUGCCCCCCAAGUCCCCCCUCCGCUUUGCUCCGCCCCAUGGGAGUCCUGGGAGGCUUGUGCAGAGGCGCCCACUCCAGCCCCAUCACCUCCAAUAAAGUCACCUGUCCC
Messenger RNA from Pipistrellus kuhlii (Kuhl's pipistrelle), 1852 nucleotides. It is a transcript of the gene MAPK15, whose product is annotated as mitogen-activated protein kinase 15. Gene Ontology annotation, biological process: intracellular signal transduction; protein phosphorylation. The coding region runs from base 68 to 1702 and encodes 544 amino acids. Lineage: Eukaryota; Metazoa; Chordata; Mammalia; Chiroptera; Vespertilionidae. Gene Ontology annotation, molecular function: MAP kinase activity; ATP binding. The record is from RefSeq and is a predicted model, not a curated record. Gene Ontology annotation, cellular component: nucleus; cytoplasm. The transcript has 14 exons.